GGAGCUGGUGCGCGCACACAUAUUCACCCACAUGAGAUGGCCAGAGUUGGUGUCAGCCGCACCAAUCAUACUCAAUGUUUGCCCUAUGCUUCGAAAGACAUUUUAGAGCACCAACAAGUCUAUAACAAUGUACUGGCUACAUUCAGCGAACUCUUCGAAUGGUUAGAACAUGUGAUGAAGACACACUUACCAGAGGAGUAUGAAGUCAUCAUUGAACUCAGUCACAAUCUCCCUGGUGGAGAAUGCUCACCGGUGGCUCCAUUUCUAUCCAUUGUCAUAAAUAUCAAUGUCACCACAGAGGCCCACAGAGACAGGUUUGAUAAGGACCUGUGUCUCAUCCUGCCCAUAGGCAAGUUCAAGGCUGGGGCUUUAGUACACUUCGAGCAGGGAUUGGUGUUGGAGCUACGAUGUGGCAACUUCGUCAUUUUUCCCUCUGAUGACACCACUCAUUUUAAUCUUCACUAU
This is a messenger RNA of Suillus fuscotomentosus, 465 nucleotides long. RefSeq lists its product as uncharacterized. The annotation marks the transcript as partial. NCBI's taxonomy places the organism in Eukaryota, Fungi, Basidiomycota, Agaricomycetes, Boletales, Suillaceae. The transcript is spliced from 2 exons. The record is from RefSeq and is a predicted model, not a curated record.